AUGUUCGUGACUCUUGGCAUCUUCUUGCUCUUUGAUCGCACCCUCUUGGCGCUCGGGAACGUCGCUUUUCUGGUUGGUCUUGCCCUCCUCCUGGGUCCAACAAAGGCCUUCAAGUUCUUCUUCCGGAAAGAGAAGUGGAAGGGCACAACAGGAUACUUCCUGGGAAUCGCCAUCAUUGUCGUGGGCUGGCCAUUUGUCGGCUUCAUCACAGAGAUGUACGGUAUAUGGAAGCUUUUUGCGGCCUUCCUGCCCAAUGUUUUGGCCUCGCUCAAGAUGACGGUGCCAGGAGCAGCCACAGUCCUCAACAUGUGGCCGCUGUCCUCAUUGUGCAAUUUGAUCUACGAUCAGCGUCGACUGCCAGUGUGA
Molecule: messenger RNA, 366 nt
Organism: Symbiodinium natans
Lineage: Eukaryota; Dinophyceae; Suessiales; Symbiodiniaceae
Source: the annotation of a GenBank genome assembly